CUGAUCUUUGGGAGGAGGAAUUAUGGAUUCCAAAGCUCUCUUCUUCUUUGCUCUGGUAUGCUUCUGUGCUGUGGCUCUCAGGCCUGUUUUUGCAGAGAAUGAAGAGGACCCCGGCCUUGUAAUGACUUUCUACAAGGACUCCUGUCCUCAAGCCGAAGACAUUAUCAAAGAACAAGUUAAACUCCUGUACAAGCGCCACAAGAACACUGCAUUCUCAUGGCUCAGGAACAUCUUCCAUGACUGUGCUGUCCAGUCAUGCGAUGCUUCACUUCUACUGGAUUCUACAAGGAGAGACUUGUCGGAGAAGGAGACAGAUAGGAGCUUUGGGCUUAGGAACUUCAGAUACCUUGACACCAUCAAGGAAGCUGUGGAAAGGGAGUGCCCUGGUGUGGUUUCCUGCGCAGAUAUCCUUGUCUUGUCUGCAAGAGAUGGCAUUGUUGCGCUUGGGGGCCCUUACAUCCCUCUCAAGACAGGGAGAAGAGAUGGUAGGAGGAGCCGUGCAGAUGUGAUAGAGCAGUUCCUCCCUGACCACAAUGAGAGCAUCUCUGUGGUUCUUGACAGGUUUGCAGCCAUGGGAAUCGACACCCCUGGAGUAGUUGCCUUGCUGGGAGCCCACAGUGUUGGUCGAACCCAUUGUGUGAAGCUGGUUCACCGUUUGUACCCGGAGGUAGACCCUGCACUGAACCCGGAUCACGUCGAGCACAUGUUCAAAAAAUGUCCAGACCCAAUCCCCGAUCCAAAGGCCGUGCAGUACGUGAGGAACGACCGAGGCACACCCAUGAAGCUGGACAACAACUACUACAGGAACAUAAUGGACAACAAGGGCUUACUCAUAGUAGACCACCAGCUAGCCAAUGACAAGAGGACUAAGCCCUAUGUGAAGAAGAUGGCCAAGAGCCAGGACUACUUCUUCAAGGAGUUUGCAAGGGCCAUCACCAUUCUCUCUGAGAACAACCCUCUCACUGGUACAAAGGGCGAGAUCAGAAAGCAGUGCAAUGUAGCCAACAAGCACCACUGAGAUUUUACUUGCCGCAGUAGAGUGAAAUACCUCCACCUUUCUCGUUAGCUUCUGUGAGAGAUGAGAUGAAAGAAUGAAGAGUUGGUAGAAUAACUAAUAAAAUGGUCUUAGUGGAGCUUUACUUUUCUUCAUGCAAGUGAGUGGCAUCUGUCUCGGCAUCAUGAUGAUGAUGGGGUGGUGACCACACGCACCGUCUUUAGUUUUGUAGGAUUCUCCCUUUUUUGUUUUUGGUGGUGUAGACGUGUAGUCGAUGUAGUGAUGGGUGCUGGGGAAUGAAGGAAUGAUGUAUGUAUGGGUGGUGGGGAUGGUGUAUGAUGAAUGGAUUGAGAAUUAUAUUAUGGUGGUUUGU
Messenger RNA from Nelumbo nucifera (sacred lotus), 1367 nucleotides. RefSeq names its product ceruloplasmin (ferroxidase) (gene CP). Gene Ontology annotation, biological process: response to oxidative stress; hydrogen peroxide catabolic process. Gene Ontology annotation, molecular function: peroxidase activity; heme binding. Lineage: Eukaryota; Viridiplantae; Streptophyta; Magnoliopsida; Proteales; Nelumbonaceae. The record is from RefSeq and is marked provisional.